GGAAGGAUAUACUUUACGAUGGCCUCCUCCUCCUCUUCCACUGACACAUCGCCCCUGGUAACUUCUCGCAGCGCCCAGAGCUCCGAGCAGGUGCUGUGCCGGAUCUGCUUAGACUCGACAGGCCAUGACUUAAUCGCACCUUGCCGCUGCAGAGGGACUCAGAAGUUUGUCCACAGGUCUUGCCUCGAUAGCUGGAGAGCCGCCAAGGAAGGAUCCGCAUUCUCACGCUGCACGGAAUGCCGAGCGACGUUCCACCUGCGAGCCAAUGUGCCACACGACAGAUGGUGGCGAAGGCUCAAGUUCCAGCUGCUGGUGAUGAGAGAUCACGCCGCCAUCGUCCUGGCUGCUCAGCUGGUUGUGGCAUUUCUGGGCCUGGUGGUGUACCUGCUGUAUGGGAGGGAGCUUAAGGAGAUGUUUGGAUACUCGCGGCAUCCUUACGGCUUCUAUUCACUUGCAGUUGUCGUGGCCCUCCUCUCGGGACUAUCGUACGGAUUCUUCGUUUCCAUCAUCUGCGGCCAACGAAUCAGCAACCGGCACUACCACGUCCUUGCAAAGCGCGAGCUGUCUCAAGAAUACGUGGUGCAAACAAUCAACGAUGGAGAAGAGGCACCGCCUAGCUUAGAUCCCGUGCACGUCAAUGAGCUCAAACGCCUUGGCCUCUACUGAAAGUUGGGAAGUCUAUUUUUUGAUGAUACAAUGUAUAUCUGCAGAACGGAGAAUGGAAUGUUGGUGUCACAUUCUGUCUUC
Messenger RNA from Selaginella moellendorffii, 747 nucleotides. Its product is annotated as E3 ubiquitin-protein ligase MARCH1. The record is from RefSeq and is a predicted model, not a curated record. NCBI's taxonomy places the organism in Eukaryota, Viridiplantae, Streptophyta, Lycopodiopsida, Selaginellales, Selaginellaceae. Gene Ontology annotation, molecular function: zinc ion binding. The transcript is spliced from 6 exons. Bases 19 to 666 code for a protein of 215 amino acids.